Molecule: messenger RNA, 12289 nt
Organism: Pseudonaja textilis
Lineage: Eukaryota; Metazoa; Chordata; Lepidosauria; Squamata; Elapidae
Gene: ABCA12
Product: ATP binding cassette subfamily A member 12
Biological process (GO): lipid transport; transmembrane transport
Cellular component (GO): intracellular membrane-bounded organelle; membrane
Molecular function (GO): lipid carrier activity; ATP binding; ABC-type transporter activity
Source: RefSeq, a predicted model, not a curated record
AGCCUUAUCACACCAGGACUGAAGAAAGCUGAGAGAGUAGUUUAGUAUCAUAAUUAAGCACUCUUUGAUUCUCAUUGGAUGAGUCAACCUGUUGCAUGUGCAACAGGAAAGUCAAUGAGGUGCACAGAGCAGAGACAAAGGGAUGAACUGGCCAUCUGGGUUGUACAGAAAAAGAGCAUAGGCAAAGCAAUACAAUCUUCAUCACAGCAUACAUUUUUGGCAACCUAAGGCUAACCUAGGGGUCAUAGAGAAGACAAGAAAUUUCUUCUUUUGCCGAAGCUCUUCUGAGGAUGGCUUCCCUCUUCCAACACCUGUGGGUGUUGCUAUGGAAGAACUGGCUGAGUGUCAAAAGGCAACCGCUUUGGUCUUUCACAUUAAUUUCUUUGCCUGUAUUUUCAUUCAUUCUUAUGGCUGUCAUUCGAAUACAAUUUCCUCCAGAAGCCCAAUCAAACUGUUACCUGGCCCCUCGGAAUCUUCCCAGCACAGGUUUCUUGCCAUUUCUCCAAACUGUGCUUUGCAGUUCUGAUGCCACAUGCAAAAGUGUACCAUAUACUCCUGAAGAUCUUUUGCCCAAAUUGAAUAUUUCACUCAAAAGCAGAAGACAGAGAAGUUCUGCUAGCCAGGCAGAGGAGAGAAGCCCAUCAUCCCAGAGUGCUGAUGUCCUCCAAAAUAGGAAUCAUCCAUUGGGGAUACUUGAUUCAACAUUCAAUCUGAAAGUUUUUAUUGAAAAUAUUUCAUCACCAACCAGCUAUGACAAAAUAUACUUGCUUAAUGAUAUUCUCACUUUAGCAGAGAAACAAAACUCUUCACAAUCAAACCUUAAAGUUGCUGUCUGUGAGGUUCUAUCAGUGAAUGCAUCUUUGCAAAGUCUCCUUUUGGAAACUCUUGGAACAAACAUCUAUCAGCCAUUGUGCCUCAACAACAUGUCUCUUCUGGAGUCAUUUUUUCAAGAACUCAGAACUCAUAUUUCAAAAUUACAGAAGGAUCCUUCUUACCAGAUGGGUUUUGUCCAGGAAGCUGGAUCAUUUUUAUCACUAAUCUCCCAAGUACAGAAUGAAACUUCUAUAUGGAACCUCCUCCUGAUGACUCCAGAUAUAAUUCAUGGUGCCACCGCAGUGAGAGACAUGGCUGAUACUCUUCACAGCAGGAAAAGGCUAUUUAUGAAGAGGGAUAAGAGUCACCAAAUGAUUUUAAAUAUGACCAGCUGGCUAUCUACUUUGAACUGUUCAGAACAAGAUAAAAAUAAUUUGGCAGUAAAUUACAUUUGUGAACAACCUGAUUUCUCGAAAAAGAUUCUGAUUUUAUUUGACAGAAUGAAAGUAGUUUUAAGGAAUCUUUUAGGUCUUGAUUUUGCUGAUGAAGAACUUAAGACUGGCCAUUUUUUAAAGGAUUUCAAAAGAAAUACAAAAUCUCAGAAUAGCUUGAAGAAAAUGCCAUUAUUUGAUUUAAAAGAAACUCAAAAUAUCCACAAUUUAAACAGGAACAUCAGGGAUAUCACAUUUUUAAAUAAUAUUAUUUUUAAAGCCAGAAAGGCAUGGCAAACUGUUAAAAUGGGUACUGUCCUCAAAUUCUUUUUCCUGCCUGAAAAAUAUAGAAAAUACUUAACUUCAGUGGAAGAAGUGCCAUCAUUAGUAAACUUUCUGCUUAAGCCUGCAACAACUGACAAUUUUCCUGAGAAGCUUUUGGAACUUCAGAAAAUCUUUAGUGUCAUAACAAAUAGCAGGACUAAUCAUAACUACCUAUUGAUCUCUUCCCUGACCAACCUGAUGCAGAAAAUCCAAAAUUCCAUUAAUGAAUCUCAGUGGAAUGAAUUCAACAUUUAUUGGCACAUUGUUGAAAAACUGAGGUCUGCAAAAUGGAGUGAUACAGACAUCCUUAUAUAUAGACAGAUUUUAGAUACAUUACAUGACAAUCUGUAUGUCAACCAUGAUAAUUUUGGACUUCCUUUGAAGAAAGAACUAGAGCAAAUGAUUAAAUUUGUAAAUCACUUAUUGAAAAAAUAUGAUGCAGGGAGCAUCAAGGGAACAAAUGUUUCAAUGGUUUUAAAUACUAUUUUGAAAAGUUUACAAGUGUUAGAGGACCUGGAGAAAAAGUACAUCAGCGAAUUCUUUAUUGUUAAUCCACUAAUGAAUACCAACAACGAAACUGUACAGAAAUUAUUUCAGUUAAUUAUGAAGGGUAUAGAGAUACUUUCUGAUCCCAGUCAGAUAGAAGCAUUUAAUAUUAACAAAACAGAUUCCCUUCUCAGAUUUUCACAAGCAUUAUCUUUACUGGAUUUAUAUAUGACUCCAGUGUGGCAUAAUUCUUCAAUACAAGCAAAAAUGUUGCAACUCUUGUAUUUAGCACCAAGCCUUCUUCAAAUGGAAAACAUUCAGGCUGACAACAGCCUCUCAGACUGCACUGUCAAAGAUUUCCACCUCAUUACAAUUGAAGUGUUUUUCAAUAAUGCCACACUAAAGGAAGCCUUAAGUAAAAGAAAAUGUAAUUUUCGUUUCUCUUCUCUGGAUUUUGAAAACCAAACAACCUAUCAUUAUAUGUUUACCCAAUUGUUUCAGCUUACAACAAAAAGUCUCAAACCAGCAUCACUUUUUGAAAUAAUCCAGGGAAACAAAAGGAAACACUUCGCAGGUGAAUUUCAGUGUCUCAUCAGAUUAUCAGAAGUUUCAUCCAGUUUUCUGUCUAAAUUAAUUGGACUCCAUAAAUACCAGAAUUCCUGGAUAGAAAAGAUUGAUAAAAAUCUAAAUGCCUUUCCUCUUGAUCUGUCUCAACAUAAUCUGACUUGCAGAGAACCAUUGCUUAGCAAUAUAAUUGACAAAAUUUCUGCUUUAUACAUUCAGAGUCCUUUUAUUUUUAAAGAAACAGUAGCAGAUAUUAAAAAUAUCCUGGAUAGCCCAUCAUUUUGGAAUCAAACAUUCGUGCCUUUUUUUUUGCUACAUAAUAAACAUCAAAAGAUUGUAGCAAAGAUUUUACAAAUGAGCAAAAGUGUUCAUCAAUCGAAAUGGAGUAAUUUUUCAGAGAUCUUGAGCGAGACCGUAGAAAUAUUGCACUCGAAACAGAAUGUGACAAAUACAAAGCAGUAUAUUCAACUGCUAGAAAUGUCCAGAAAAGCAGUAAUUCUUGUUGGCAUUGGAUUAGCCAACAAGGAAAAAGAAACAUACAAGCUUCUUGAAACUUUAAGCUGGGGCAUGAAAGUUUCUUCUUUAGAAGAGGUAUUAGAUAUGUUCAGAUUGUUCCUAAAUUCCAGUUCUGGCAUAGAUUAUAAAACUUAUUUUAGAAAAAAUAUGAAUACUUUUUUAUCACCUAACGAUGCUCUUUUUCAAAGACUUUUCUACAAUAAUCCUCCAGAACAAAUCAAACACAUAUUAAACAAAACUACAAGAAUGUUGAAUGAAUUGUUUUUAAAUUGGAUCAACUUAAAAUUUACAAUGAUAUGGAAAACUAUCCACAAGAUAAUAUCUAUAGCAACUACCCAAUUUCCAGUGGAAAUACCAUGGGCUUUUAAUUCAAAAGAAGAAAUUCCUUUGACAUCUUCAGACUUUUUUCUUAAAUCUUCAGUAAUAAAAGACAUUCUGAAACCAUUCCUCACCCCUCAGAAUAACUAUCAUAGUAAAACAAAUGUAAAUCUGAUUACUUAUCUUUCACAAUUAGUGCAAAGAAUCCAAAAUACCGCUAAAAAAUCCUGGUCAAAUGAGUUGAAGGCCUUUGUAAAUAUUCAUAGAGAACUACGGCCUGUAAUGUAUAGCUCACUUUUUUUAAGUACAUUAUAUAAACAUUUUUCUUUACUGAAUAAUGCUUCUGACCUUCAUUUUAACUCAGAACUGCAAGGAUUAGCUCAACUUUUACCCUACGUACUACCAAAAUAUAAUGAAGAAAACCCACAUAUUAACACUUCAGAACAAAUUAAUAUUGCUGUUAGGAAGCUGUUAUUUCAGCAAAGGUUUGUGCAUCAAUUUAUCAUCAGUCAAUUAGAAACCAUCCUCCCAUUGGCUAAUAAUAGCCACAAAAUCUUUGAAAAUAUUUAUGACAUAUUGAAUCAAGGAGCAAUGAUACUUUCUGACAGCAAAUUGGAAGAAACUGAGAAAGGAAAAAUUGCCACCUUGUAUGGUUUUUCACAAUUUCUGUUUCAAAAGGAGUUCAGUGAAUCUUUCUUAGGGGAUAGAAAUGAAACAAAAACAGUGGAUAUCUUAUAUUUAAUUCUAAGUCCAUUAUUACAUAGUUGGACCAACAAAAUGGGAGAGCCACAUAAUUGCAAUGCUCAAGAUAUAAUUCACAUAAUUUUUCAAAUGCUGUUUAGAAAUACCACUCUCUCUGAAGUACAUAACCCAAACCAUUGUGAACUGCUUUUCUCUUCUAUGGAUUUUGAAAAGAGAACAAAUCAAACAUUUAUUGACUUCUUCCUUUUCUCCAUAAAAAAUUUCCAGCAGACAAAAUUAACAAAUCUUUACCAAAAAAAUAAUGUGCAUUUUUCAAAUGAUUUAUUAUGCAUCAUCAAAUCACUACAAUUUUCUUCUGGCUUGCUUUUGAAAAUGAAUAUACUCUUUGAUUUCCAACAUCCUUGGAUACAGGAGAUGUAUGCAACUUUAGCAAAAAUUUCCAAACAAUUACCAUUAAUUAAUUCAACUUGUUUCAUCCCAGUUCUUGAUGGUAUAAAUGAUGUUACUUAUAACCCUUCAAAAAUUCCCUUGCUGUUUUCAGGUUAUGAAACACAAUAUUAUAUACAAAAUUUCAUUGACAAAUUAAUAGACUGGAAUGAGUUAGCAAUACUCUUUAAGCAGCUUCAAGAUUGUACAUAUUUGAACAUUCCUCUGAAUGAAGCCACACAAAAAAAUGAAGAUGAAAUCUCUAUUCCAUCUAAAAGCAAUUUUUCACAGAUUUGGGCUAUGUUGUCCAAAUGGUACCAUACAGAAACUGAGAAUGCAAGAUAUGGCUUUGAAAUGAUGGAGAAAGUUCUGGAUAACAACAAAUCAGUUCCAGAAAUAUUUAAUGUCAGUAUUUCUAUUUUAAAUCAUUUGGAUUUGCUAAAGGAGUUUAAAGCAAAUCCAGAUCCAAAUUUUCUGUCAAAAAGAACUAAGCUGCAAUAUAAAUUUGAUCGUAUUAGGCACCCUUUUCUGAUGAUUGCAGAAACAGUUCUAAACAAGACAUUUUGGAAGGAAUGGGAACAAGCGCAAUCUCCAAGCAAUUUGAUUGCACGGUUUCUGUUUUCAGAAUUUGAAAAUGUCUUCCUAAAAACAUCUCAUAAUAGUAACUUCUCAUCAUAUUUCAUUUGCAUAAUGAAUGUGUUUCAAGGGCCAGACGAUGAAUUAUCAGGAAAUGGUACUCUUCCUCCAAAAAUAAGAGAGCUAAAAGAAGUUCUUUUUAAUUCUCGAAGUCCUUUUGCCACAGUUCCAGAGAUUCUGAUGUUAAAACUAGCCCAUCUGCAAAACCUAACAUCACUCCUUUGUGAUUUCGAGAGCAUUAGAUGGUUGCAGCAAACAUGCCAGCUUGCUGAUGUUAGUUUUGCUGAGUUGUGCAGUCAAAGUGAAUUCCACAAGAAGCUUCUUCAUAGUAGAAACCAAAGUGAUAGUGCACUGUCCAAUUUAAUUAGCCACAGAAGACUCUUCCAAGAAUUUCAGGAAAUAAUUGUUGGGAAUCCCCAAAAGCUUCAGCAACACAUUAAGUGGUUACAAGAAAAUGUCCCUCAACUUAAAUAUUUCCGUGAUAACUUGAAGUAUAUUUCUUCUUUGACUUCAGUAAUGAAUAUCACUAAGUUUACACCACAUUCCAGAAAACAAGAUAUGGUCAUAGAUCUCUUCCGAAAUACUGAUGGCCUCAAGAAUGAUCUCAAAAAUAUUGUAGGAUUGUCUACCAAAAGUAUCAGUGCUUUCACAGAAAUGCCUCUUUCAGAAAACAAAACAAAGCUGAUAUUUCAAAUACUGAAGCUAGAGUCCUGUAAUACUGAUAUUGGUGAUGCUAAGCUGGAAAUUAUAGCAAAACAAUUCUGCAACUUCUCCAUUACAGAAAGGGCUUACAAGUCUUAUCUUUUGGGGAUCACAUUUCUGCGUUACUUAGAUGUCUACAAAUUCAUCUACAAGAUGCUUUUCCCUAAGGAAUUUCAAAUUCCUGUGGAUAAGGCAUUAGAAGUUCUGAGAGACUUGGAUCACUUGAGGAGGCAGCUUGUAUCAGAUGUUCAUCCGCUCUUAGAUGCAAUUCAUUCCCUGAAAAAGCUGAGGAUGGCAAGACAUGCACCACUUUCUAAGGCUUUAUUUGAGGCUGGCAAUCUAACAAUAAAUAACAGAGUGUUGGAAACUCUAUCAAAAACUUUCUGCAACCAUGACAUCACUCCCUUGUUUUUUGAAUCUCUGUUACCUGAUUUUGAGGAACAGAAUGUUCAUCAUUCUUCUACAGAUGAAGAUGAACAAGUUCAUCAUAUUAUGAAGAAAUAUAGUAUCCCAUCUGACACUACACCUUUCUGCAUAUCAUUGUUUCUGGACUUGGUUAAGACACCUUCUGGAGCUUUAAUUUGGUCUUUCUUAAAGCCAAUGGUGCGUGGACGGAUUCUGUAUUCUCCAGAUACUCCUGAAACACGUGCGAUCAUGGAAAAGUCCAAUUCAACAUUGAAACUGAUGGCUGAUUUAACACAAAAAGCCCAGGAGUGGUUGGACCGUUCACCAUUGCUCAUGGAUUCACUAACUAUAUUAAAUGACACUCUUCCAAUGUUGAAGAACACAUUGCAGAAUCCUUUUGUACAGGUUUUCAUCAAACUCAUGGUAAAGCUGGAUGCUGUUGAAUUGUUAAACCAAAUUAAUGAACUGGAUGAUAUACGUUUGGAACUACAGAAUAGCACUGAUAUAAUAAAUCAACUUAUUAUUUUAGCAAGACUAUCAGUAAAUAUUUCUUCAUGUGUGCUGCUUGAUCGCAUUCAGCCAGGCAAAACUGUAGAGGAAAUGGAGAUGAUGGCAAAAGAUCUGUUUCUGAGAAAUGAACUUUUUGCAAGUGUCAUUUUCAAAUUACCUUCAAAUGAGACAAGAAAACACGUAACACCUAGUGGACUUUCCCUUCCACCAUUAGUCAAUUAUACCAUCCGAAUGAGCAGCAAAAUUUCCCAAACAACGAAAAGAAUACGAGAAAAAGUUUGGACAGGGGGACCACAUAAUUCAGCCUCGCAAAGCCAAAUCUACAGUCGAGCAUUUGUCUACAUCCAAGAUAGCAUUGAUAGAGCAAUAAUUGAACUACAGACUGGGAAAAGUGCAGAAGACAUAGCUGUCCAAGUUCAGGCUACACCAUAUCCUUGUUAUAAUAAAGACAUGUUUCUGACUAGUGUGACCUACUCUCUUCCAUUUACAUUAAUGGCUGCUUGGAUACUUUUCAUUGCAUCUUUUGUGAAAAAGCUUGUUCAAGAAAAAGACCUGAGACUUUAUGAGUAUAUGAAGAUGAUGGGUGUAAAUUCCAGCAGCCAUUUCUUUGCUUGGUUCAUUGAAUGCAUCAUAUUUCUCCUGCUUACUAACAUAUUUCUUAUUUUUAUUCUCAAAUUUGGGAAUAUCCUUCCAAAAAUAAAUGUUACGAUCUUGUUCCUGUACGUUCUGGACUACAGUUUCUCCAUCAUAGCCAUGUGCUAUCUCAUUAGUGUUUUCUUCAACAAUACAAACAUUGCUGCUUUGGUUGGCUGCCUGGUCUACAUCCUGGCCUUUUUCCCCUUCAUUGUCCUACUAGUUGUUGAGAAUCAGAUGAGCCUCACCAUCAAGAGCCUACUGAGCCUUUUAUCUCCAACUGCAUUCAGCUAUGGAAGUCAGUAUAUUGCCCGUUACGAAGAACAAGGCAUUGGUCUGCAAUGGGAUAAUAUAAAUGUGUCACCAAUAUCAGGAGACAAUACUAAUUUUAGCUGGAUGUGCUGGUUAAUUCUGAUAGAUUCUUUUAUUUAUUUCAUUCUGGGCUGGUACAUCAGGAACGUUUUUCCAGGGAAAUACGGGAUGGCAGCUCCAUGGUAUUUUCCAUUCCUUCCAUCUUACUGGACUGAGCGCUAUGGUUAUUUUCCUUUGUUGAGUGAGAAGUUAACAGGCUAUCUUUUCACCAAUUUCUUCUUAAGAAAACAACCUGCUUUCCCGGAAAAGAUGUAUGUUCACAGUGCUUCACCCUCUAACAUUGAACCUGAACCCACUCAUCUCGAAGUGGGAGUUUCUCUCCAAGGAAUAACAAAGAUUUAUGAAUCCAAAGCUGCUGUUCAGAAUCUCAAUCUGAAUUUUUAUGAAGGAAAUAUCACCUCAUUGCUGGGUCAUAAUGGAGCUGGAAAAACUACCACAAUAUCUAUACUGACAGGUUUGUUUCCUGCUUCAUCUGGCACUAUAUUUGUUUAUGGCAAAGAUAUCAGAACUGAUCAAGAUUUCAUCAGGAAAAAUAUGGGAAUUUGCAUGCAGCACAAUGUAUUAUUUGAUUACCUCACCACAAAGGAGCAUCUGCUUUUAUAUGGCUAUAUCAAGGUGCCCCAAUGGAGCAAAGAAGAGUUACAGGAAGAAAUAGACCGGAUUUUGAAGGAAACUGGAUUAUACAACCAUCGUCACAAGUUGACAGGCUCUUUAUCAGGAGGGAUGAAGAGGAAGCUAUCUAUUUCAAUUGCUCUACUGGGAGGUUCAAAGGUUGUAAUUUUGGAUGAACCAACCACUGGAGUUGAUCCCUGUUCUAGGAGAGGCAUUUGGGAAAUCAUAUCAAAGAACAGAAAAGGCAGAACAAUCAUCCUUUCUACACAUCACUUGGAUGAAGCAGAGGUCUUAAGUGAUAGGAUUGCAUUCUUGGAACAUGGAGGUCUCAAAUGCUGUGGGUCCCCAUUCUACCUCAAGGAAACUUAUGGUAGUGGAUACCACCUGACACUUACUAAAGAAAAGAGCUCAGUUCUGAAUGUAGGAGAAUGCAAUACCUCUACUGUGACAGCCACAAUACAGGCUCAUCUUCCAGAAGCAUAUCUCAAAGAAGAUAUUGGUGGAGAACUUAUCUAUGUACUUCCUCCAUUUAACAAUAAAGUUUCUUUAUCCUAUCAGUCUCUUCUGAGAAACCUGGAUAGUAAUUUAAGUGAUCUACAUAUUGGCUGCUAUGGAAUUUCAGAUAGCACUGUAGAAGAAGUAUUUCUUAAUUUGACCAAAGAUUUUGCAAACGAUGAACAAACUGAGGCAGAGUUAUCUCAAGAGGGACCCAGUUUUAAUGUGGAUAAUGAUGGCUUGUCCAUGAACUCUAACAAUGUCUUUGAACCAGAUGAUGAAGUCCUGAUUAAGUCAGGAAAGCCAAACAAUCUUUCUCUCCUGCUGAGGAAGGCCACAGCAUUGUUCAUUAAACGUUUCCAUCACACUCGACGCGAUGUGAAAGGCUUUAUUGCUCAAGUUAUCCUUCCUGUGCUCUUUGUGACAGCUGCUAUGGGCCUGGGCACCUUGAGAACCAAGGUGGCAGAAUACCCAGCUCUCCAUCUCUCACCAGCCUUGUAUGGUUCUUCCGGCCAGUCAGACUUCUUUGGGAAUUUCAAUCAAACCACAGAUAUUUUGGUUGCUUCAUUGUUCUCUUUUCCUGGAAUAGAUAAUAUCUGCCUAAACAGAAGUAAUUUAACAUGUUUCAAGGAAGAUGUGGCUGAAAAGUGGAUAUUCAGUGGAAAUAAGAGUGAUCAGUAUACUGCCUGCAAUUGCACACUCAGUGGAGAGACUUGUCCAAAGCUGAACUUUUCACCCCCUCACAAGAGAACAUUCUCUUCCCGAACAAUAUAUAACCUUACUGGACAUGAUGUAGAAACUUAUCUUCUAGUUACUGCCAGAGAUUUUGUUCAAAAGAGAUAUGGUGGAUGGAGUUUUGGGCUGCCCUUGCCUAGUAAUCUCCGAUUUGAUAUAAACCCUGUACCUGCUAACAGAACAGUAACUAAGGUCUGGUAUAAUCCAGAAGGAUAUCAUAGCCUCCCAGUUUACCUUAACAGCUUGAAUAACUUCAUUCUCCAUGCUUACUUACCACAUGGAAACACCUCUGGAUAUGGCAUUUCUGUUGUUGCUCAUCCUUAUCCUGGUGGAGAGAGUCAGGAGCAAGCUAUGCUUAGUAGUUUACUGGAUAUCAUCGUGUCCAUGUCAGUCUUGAUUGGAUACUCCAUCACAACAGCUAGUUUUGUGCUUUACGUGGUCAAGGAACAUCAAACAAAGGCAAAACAGCUACAACAUAUCUCUGGCCUCGGUGUGACCAGCUACUGGGUGACUAACUUCAUUUAUGACAUGGUUUAUUUUCUGGUGCCUGUUAUACUCUCAGUGGGCGUUAUUUCAGCGUUUCAGAUACCAGCUUUCUUCAAUGACAAUAACCUGUUGGCUGUAUUCCUGCUUCUUUUUUUAUUUGGAUAUUCAACAUUUUCCUGGAUGUACUUGCUGGCUGGAAUCUUCAAGGAAACUGGGAUGGCCUUUAUUGUUUAUGUCUGCAUCAAUUUAUUCUUUGGUGUCAACACAAUCAUCUCCCAUUCAGUUGUUUUUUUACUUUCCCAAGAAAAAGCUACUGAUAAGGCCCUGCAUGAUCUUGCUGAAACAUUGAGACAUAUUUUCCUGAUAUUCCCACAAUUCUGUUUUGGUUAUGGGUUAAUCGAAUUAUCUCAGUAUCAUGCCCUGAUGGGUUUUUUGAAAGCCUAUGGAGUAGUUUACCCUGAUAAAACAUUUGAAUUGGACAGGACAACAUCCAAACUGCUUGGGAUGUUCAUUCAAGGAACUCUGUUUUUCACAGUCCGCCUCUUGCUUGAUGAUGGAACAAUUCAGAAAAUAUGGCAUAAAAUAUUACAAUUCUUAUUUAAUAAAUUGCAUGGUAAGUCUCCACUCUACCUUGAAGACAUUGUUGGGGAGGAAGACAAAGAUGUCCGAGCAGAAAGAGAGCGAGUGACACUGGGCUUGUCAGAUUGUGAUGUGUUGCAGCUCCAGAAUCUUUCCAAAAUCUACCAUCUUCCCUACAGAAGGAUUGUAGCAGUAAGAAAUGUCAACAUUGGAAUCCCAGCAGGAGAGUGCUUUGGCUUGCUUGGUGUGAAUGGGGCUGGGAAAACCACCAUUUUUAAAAUGUUGACAGGCGACAUUGGUCCAACUGAUGGAAGGCUACUGAUGCAAGAUGAAACUGGAUCCUUAAAUGAAAUUGAUGAUACACGCCGUUCACAAUUUGGAUACUGUCCUCAAGAAGAUGCUCUUGAUGAUUUGCUGACCGUUGAAGAACACAUGUAUUACUAUGCACGAUUACAUGGCAUCCCAGAGGAAGAUAUUAAAGGGAUUGUAUUUCACCUUCUUUAUCGACUUAAUCUCAUGCCUUACCGAUGUAGAAUUGCUUCUAUGUGCAGCUAUGGCACCAACAGAAAGUUAUCGACUGCUCUAGCCCUUCUGGGGAAACCAUCAGUUUUGCUAUUGGAUGAGCCGAGUUCUGGUAUGGAUCCUAAUGCAAAGAGGCAUUUAUGGAAAAUCAUCACCGAGGAAGUGCAGAACCAGUGUUCAGUGAUACUUACUUCACACAGCAUGGAAGAAUGUGAGGCUCUCUGCACACGCCUGGCUAUCAUGGUAAAUGGACAUUUCCAGUGCUUGGGUUCAUUGCAGCACAUAAAAAGCAGAUUUGGAAAAGGAUUCACUGUGAAGAUGCAUUUGAAUAACAGUGCAGACAACAUUGAGAAGCUGACUCUAUUUUUACAAACAAACUUUCCAAAUACAUAUUUAAGGGACCAUCAACUGAACAUGGUGGAAUAUCAUAUCCCAGUGUCUGCCGGAGGUGUAGCAAACAUAUUUCAACUUCUAGAAAUGAACAAAGCAGUUUUUGAAAUUAAACACUUCUCUGUGAGUCAAACAACUCUGGAAGAGGUUUUCAUCAACUUUGCUAAAGCUCAAGCUAGCCCUGAUAUUUCAGAUGCAAUCACCUGUACAAGUCCAGAAGCUUAAGGGAACAUUUAACUGCUAUACUAAAGCUUUAUGCCAAAACCUCUUGACUACUGUAUUAAAGAUUUUCUUUGCAAGUUAUUUUAUCCAUAUUGUACUCUAGACCAUGAAUCUAGGCCCUUCCCUUUAUAUCAGAUUGGUCUUUACUUCUUUCUCAAGUUUUUUUUUAUACGUAAACAAUACAUAGCAGAUACAAAUAUAUUUCUCAUCAUGUAUUUAUGAAAUUCUUUCCAUGCUCCAGUUCCAAGAAAUAUAUUCUCAGUGAAAAGAAGAGCUGCUUUGUGUUAAGGAAUAUAAACCAAAAGAUUGCUAUAGAGAGAGAUUAUGACAAUGUUAAAUAAAAAUAAAAUAAAUUGACUGCAUAAUCUGUUAAUUUCUCAUCUUUGUUUAGUUCUUGGCAAAAGGAAAUG